AUGCAAAGUGAUGAUUUGUUAGCGAGUGAAUUCGGACAGCUUAUAAGCCAUUAUCGUGCGUGUUCGAAAAAAUUUCGCGUGAUUCGAGGAAGGUUUGACGUGACGAUUGCGCUUGCAGUGAAUCAAGUAGGAGACAGUACACUUGAUGUAAUUUUAAAUAGGAUUAGCUCACGGAGUAUCGGUAUUUAUGGAAACCAUGAAGUUUAG
Molecule: messenger RNA, 207 nt
Organism: Plasmopara halstedii
Lineage: Eukaryota; Oomycota; Peronosporomycetes; Peronosporales; Peronosporaceae
Exons: 2
Coding region: 1-207 (68 amino acids)
Source: RefSeq, a predicted model, not a curated record